AUGGCUGAUUUAGACACAACAGUUUCAGUGGUACAAGCCACUCCCAAGAUGCCAGCACUGCUUAGGCCCAAUACAGAGAGAAAAAUCCAUGAAGAUAAAGGGAAAACUGAGGACUCAUGCACUUCUGCAAAUGAACAUAGAGGUAGGUUGGGGGAGACACUGAUGGGUUUUAAAAAGGAAGGAAGGAUCCCAGAGCAGGGGGCUCUUAAUAGUGGGGAAGAUGAAACCACUUGUGACUUCUGCCUUGAGGAGAAAGUGAAAGCAGUGAAGUUUUGUUUUACUUGUAUGGUGAAUUAUUGUGAGGAUCAUGUUCGGCCCCAUCAAGAGAACAGCAAGUUCUACAGUCACCAGCUGACUAAGCCAGUAAGGGAUACAGAGCUGUAUACCUGCUCAGCCCACCAGGGCCAACUUGCUUGGUUUUGUUUCCUGGAGCAGCAAUGCAUCUGUGAAGAAUGUACCCAGAAAGACCACCGGGGUCACCCUACUCUCUCUCUAAAGGCAGUGAGGAGGGAAAAGCAGGAAUACUGUAAAUUUAAGAAAACUAUUGAGCAUAAUCCUUUCCCCAAUGUUUACAUUGGAUUAAAGGAAAAACUCACUGGCAUACAAAAGGUGAUCAUGGACUGCACAGAACAUUUACUUCAAUUUCUGCAGAACUACAAGGGAAAGUUAGAGGAGUUUGUCAAGGAAGAGGAAUAUAAGAUCAAUACACAAGUGUCUGCAGUCAUGCUACACAAUUACUGGACUUCAAUACCUGAACCUAGGAACAGGGAUGAUUUCCUCAAAUAUGCAUACCCCAUCACAUUUGAUCCUGAUACAGCUCAUAGGUAUCUCCAGCUCCAAGAAGACAACCACAAGGUUACAAAUACUACUCCCUGGGAACAUCCAUACCCAGAUCAUCCUAGCAGAUUUGAGCAUUGGUGACAAGUGAUGUCCAAGCAGAGUCUGUACUUAAACCAAUAUUAUUUUGAGCUGGAGAUUAAGGGAGCAGGUGUUUAUAUUGGUGUGACUAAUAGUAUAGAUCGGAAGGGAUCAGAGAGCAAUAGCCGUAUCUCAGGGAAUAACUUUUCUUGGAGUAUUCACUGGAAUGGAAAGGAGUUUAGUGCCUGGCACAAUGACUCUGAGACUCCAUUGAGGGGUGGUCAGUUCCAGAGGCUUGGGAUCUACCUGAAUUAUGUAGAGAGUACUCUCUCCUUCUAUGGUAUUGAGUUUGACACCAUGGUUCUGAUUCAUAAGUUUAAUUGUGACUUUGCUGAGCCAGUCUACCCUGCAUUCUGGCUUUCAAAGAAGGAAAAUUCAAUCCAAAUAAUAGAACUGAGUGAAAAAGUAUAG
Messenger RNA from Gracilinanus agilis (Agile Gracile Mouse Opossum), 1329 nucleotides. It is a transcript of the gene TRIM16, whose product is annotated as tripartite motif containing 16. NCBI's taxonomy places the organism in Eukaryota, Metazoa, Chordata, Mammalia, Didelphimorphia, Didelphidae. The record is from RefSeq and is a predicted model, not a curated record. Gene Ontology annotation, molecular function: protein binding; zinc ion binding.